Cryptomeria japonica (Japanese cedar) is the source of this 807-nucleotide messenger RNA. RefSeq names its product mavicyanin. The transcript has 2 exons. Gene Ontology annotation, cellular component: plasma membrane. Bases 36 to 596 code for a protein of 186 amino acids. Lineage: Eukaryota; Viridiplantae; Streptophyta; Pinopsida; Cupressales; Cupressaceae. The record is from RefSeq and is a predicted model, not a curated record. Gene Ontology annotation, molecular function: electron transfer activity.
GUUCCUUUUGUUUUGCUGCAGUCUAUUAAUAAGUGAUGAAGAGAAUGGGGGUUGGCAAUGGUGUAUUUAUAGUAUUAAUGUUUGUUGUAAUGGCACAAGGGGAAAAUGUAUGGGCAUUGGAGUAUAAUGUUGGUGACAGCACUGGUUGGAUUGUUGGGCCUGUCAACUACACCAUUUGGGCAGCCUCCAACCAGUUUCAUGUGGGGGACACCUUAGUUUUUUCAUACGACAAACAAUUUCAUAAUGUAGUUGAAGUGACAAAGGAAAAGUAUGACAAGUGCACAUCAGCAGCACCACUGGCUUACUACAAUGAUGGAAACACUACAGUGGUAUUGAAAAAACAAGGCUCUCAUUACUACAUAUGUGGCUUCCCUGGGCACUGUGUGGCAGGUCAGAAGGUAAAAAUCACAGUGCUGCCACUGCCAGCUGCCGGUCCUAGUCCUCCUCCUGCUCCAGCCCCCUCUCCUCCUUUUGUUGUCCUUGACAAAGGAAAUAGCAAAAGCAAUACCUUUCCAUCUGUCCCCUUACAUCAGCUUGCUUCUGCACCACUUUUGGCUGCAUUGAUGUGGGCCUUGAUUGUAUUUCACUUAUUCUAGUUGUCUUACUCUUUUCUUCAGUCAUCUACAAAGCAAACUGCCAUAUUUAGAUAUGAACUAACAUGUUUUCAUUUAUUAGCUCUAAGAAGACUGCAUGCACUCACAGUUAUUUAGGAAAAAGAGGGGUGCAGGUAUAGCUGUGUUGUCAAUUUUUUCUCCUCUGAUAUAGACAGCAUCCUUCUCAUGAUUCAUGAGUAUGACCUACUUUUUA